Molecule: messenger RNA, 1161 nt
Organism: Monoraphidium neglectum
Lineage: Eukaryota; Viridiplantae; Chlorophyta; Chlorophyceae; Sphaeropleales; Selenastraceae
Exons: 6
Coding region: 1-1161 (386 amino acids)
Source: RefSeq, a predicted model, not a curated record
AUGCGCGCGCGCACGCUCCCUUUGAUAUCCGAAGUGGCGGAGCAGGCCGCGCCGGCCGCCGCAGCGGGCCCCACCGCGUCGCCGCCGCCCGCGCCGACGGCCGCGGCCGGCUCGGCCGCCGUGGAGGCGGCCGGCUGCGUGCGCCUCGAGCCGGCGCUGGCGGCGGCGUUCACGGCGGCAGUGUCGGAGGCUCUGGCGGAGCUGGGAGUGGGACCUGAGGAGCAGCUGCAGCGGGAGCGCUUCAAACUGUUUGACCAGGAGUACUCAUAUUACUACAACGCAAACAAGGACCGGUUGCCGCGCGUGCCGGACCUGUCGGACUCGUCGGGCGGGCUGAGCAACCGCACAUACUUCAAUUUUGUUAGCUACAUCGGCUGGAAGGUGGCGGCGCGGCGCGUGGCGAGCCCGCAGCAGCGCACGGCGCUGUGCCGCCGCGUGGGGGAGCUGCUGCUACCGCAGGUCGCGCCAGGGGAGGCGGAGGCGCUGCGGCGGGAGGCGGCGCGGUCGCCUGGAGGCGCUGUGAGCGAGGCAGCGGCGGCAAGAGCGGUCCAGCGGCUGUUUGACCGGCUGCAGUCGGGCGGCUACGUCUGCGGCUGGCAGGUUGUGUGGGGCGAUCAGCCGGGCGGCUGGCCGCCGGACUGGUUCAAGCAGGCGAGUGGGGGAUCAAGGGACUGCGCCAGCCGCCUCCCUUUUGCGGCGCAGCUGGACCCCGGGCUCGUCGGCGACGUGCCGGGCAGCUUCCAGGCAGCCGCCGCCGCCCCGCCCGGCGGCGAUGGGGAAGGCACCGCCGCCGCCGCCGUCCUCGAGGCCCCGGCGGCCGCGGGGCAGGCGGUAUUUCAGGCGAAGCUGCUGCAGCCGGCCGACAUCCAGGCGUCGGUGGCGCUGCGCUCCGAGGAUGACGCGUUCUGGGGGCGCCACGUCAGCGCAAUGGUGGCGGCGCUGCUGGCGGCGGGCGGGUGGCGGGCGGAGGCGUCAGAGUACUUUUACCAGGACGACUGGUCUGGCCCGUCCAGCCUGGGCGGCAGGCUGCUGCUGCUGCUGGGGGACCCCCUGCAGAACGUGGACAUCCCCUGGACCCCCACCACGCUGGUGCAGGACUGGACGAUCGCGCCCGCAUCCGCGGGCAGCCUUGGCGGCGGCGGCGGCGGCGGCGAGUUGUAG